This is a messenger RNA of Enhydra lutris kenyoni (northern sea otter), 3138 nucleotides long. RefSeq names its product HMG-box transcription factor 1. The coding region runs from base 532 to 2091 and encodes 519 amino acids. The transcript has 11 exons. Gene Ontology annotation, biological process: regulation of transcription by RNA polymerase II. Gene Ontology annotation, cellular component: nucleus. Gene Ontology annotation, molecular function: RNA binding; protein binding; RNA polymerase II cis-regulatory region sequence-specific DNA binding. NCBI's taxonomy places the organism in Eukaryota, Metazoa, Chordata, Mammalia, Carnivora, Mustelidae. The record is from RefSeq and is a predicted model, not a curated record.
AGAACGGACCCUUUUGGUAUUUUUUUAUUACUGUAUCAGAGGUCUUGCUUCCCUCAAAUAGUUUGACAGAGAAAAGUCUGAGACAAAAAAAUUUACAUUCAUUUAGGGAUUUGAAUUUUGUUUUCAUUUAUUUUACUGAAUUCUUCCAAUAGCCCAUUGAGAUAAGUGCAGGUGCUGUGAGGCAGAGGUUAAGUGGCCUGCCUCACAUUCCAUGGUGAGCGGGAGGGAACCUCCAGUCUUUUGACUUAGGACUGGGCUCCCAUUUACUGUGCAGUAGGCUUGCUGAAGCACUUCCUGCAUUAUCUCAAGACCACGGUUUGAUAGCCUUGAGCAGUGAGAGGAGCACACACAUAGAGUUCAAAUUCAACAAAUACUUGGUGAGUAUUUUGUUAGUAGGCAGUAGCUCUGUUUUGAAACUGAAAUGUUUUUUCCCCAGCUUCCUAUAAGAAUAUUGUGAGGGGAUGUUGGUAGAUCACAAGAACAAGGGGCUGAAGAACCGACAGAAGUUGCGGAGAUGUUAGUGUACUGUAAAUGUCGGAGCACCAUAACAUGGUGUGGGAAGUGAAGACAAAUCAGAUGCCUAAUGCAGUACAGAAACUCCUGCUGGUGAUGGACAAGCGCGCUUCAGGCAUGAACGACUCAUUGGAGUUGCUGCAGUGUAAUGAAAACUUGCCCUCCUCACCUGGAUACAACUCCUGUGAUGAACACAUGGAGCUUGAUGACCUCCCUGAACUUCAGGCUGUUCAGAGUGAUCCUACCCAAUCUGCCAUAUACCAGCUAAGUUCAGAUGUUUCACAUCAAGAAUAUCCAAGACCAUCUUGGAACCAAAAUACCUCAGACAUAACAGAAAAUACUUAUGGUGAAAAUGAGGUGGAUUGGCUGACUGAAUUAGCAAAUAUCGCCACCAGCCCGCAGAGCCCACUUAUGCAGUGCUCGUUCUACAACAGAUCAUCUCCUGUACACAUCAUAGCUACUAGCAAAAGUUUACAUUCCUAUGCACGCCCUCCACCCGUGUCCUCUUCUAAGAGCGAGCCAGCCUUCCCUCAUCAUCACUGGAAGGAGGAAACACCAGUCAGACACGAAAGGGCAAAUAGUGAGUCAGAAUCUGGCAUUUUCUGCAUGUCCUCCCUCUCCGAUGAUGAUGAUUUGGGCUGGUGCAAUUCCUGGCCUUCAACUGCUUGGCACUGUUUUCUGAAAGGGACACGACUGUGCUUUCAUAAGGGAAGCAAUAAGGAAUGGCAGGAUGUUGAAGAUUUUGCUAGAACCGAAGGCUGUGAUAAUGAGGAGGAUCUCCAAGUGGGCACUCACAAGGGCUAUGGUUCUGAUGGUCUAAAGUUGUUAUCACAUGAAGAAAGUGUAUCAUUUGGCGAGUCUGUACUGAAGUUGACUUUUGAUCCCGGUACAGUGGAAGAUGGCUUACUUACUGUAGAGUGUAAGCUGGACCACCCUUUCUAUGUUAAAAAUAAAGGUUGGUCAUCAUUUUACCCAAGCUUGACUGUGGUACAGCAUGGCAUUCCAUGUUGUGAAAUUCAUAUUGGUGAUGUAUGUCUACCUCCUGGACACCCCGAUGCCAUUAAUUUUGAUGAUUCAGGUGUUUUUGAUACAUUUAAAAGCUAUGACUUCACACCUAUGGAUUCUUCUGCAGUCUAUGUGUUAAGUAGUAUGGCUCGUCAGCGUCGUGCAUCUUUGUCUUGUGGAGGGCCUGGAGGUCAAGACUUUGCAAGAUCUGGAUUCAGUAAAAACUGUGGCUCACCAGGAUCAUCACAGCUCUCUUCCAAUUCCUUGUAUGCUAAAGCUGUCAAAACCCACAGCUCAGGGACUGUGAGUGCCACUUCUCCUAACAAGUGCAAAAGACCAAUGAAUGCCUUCAUGCUUUUUGCCAAAAAAUACAGAGUUGAAUAUACUCAGAUGUAUCCAGGGAAAGAUAACAGAGCCAUAAGCGUGAUCCUCGGCGACAGGUGGAAGAAAAUGAAGAAUGAAGAGAGAAGGAUGUAUACGUUAGAAGCAAAGGCUUUGGCUGAAGAACAAAAACGCCUAAAUCCUGACUGUUGGAAAAGGAAAAGAACCAAUUCAGGCUCGCAGCAGCAUUAAGCCAGGAUGUGCUUACGUUCUUAAGUCUGUAGUUGCAGAAACACUGUUGACGGAGGGGCUUAAGAAGAUCAAGGUGUCACCAUUUGUCCUGAAUUCGUGUGACCAUAAGAUACUGAUAGCAUUGAGUCUUGAAAUGAUUUAAUAAUAUGAGUGAGGAUUUGCUUUCUCCAUUAGAGCAUUAAGUAAGCUAAAACUAUCAACAUUGUAAACCAAAUUGCCUUAUUUUUCUUCCAAACUUCAUAUAUGUCUAUCAGGUAAUAUAGGCUUGAAAAUUGAUAUCCUGUGGUGCUAAAGUACAGUAGAAAGAGAGGAGAGUGUAUACAUGUUUUAUUUUAAAUUGUACAAAGGGGGAAUUUAAAAAUAUGUAACUGCUGUUUAUACAUUGGCUCCUUACUGCUUAUUAAUCUGUAAUGUACACAUAGUGGAAGGCAACAGAGCCGGGAGCUGGCCUUUCCUCGAGCGACCACCACGUGGCCCAGCCUCUGUGCCAAACCCGGGAGCUCCUAGUCCAGCCGGUGCCGUGAGGCGCCCAGAACGCGGCCGGUGCGCGGUGUCGGCGUCCUAGCGCACACCGCCUGCCACAGGGCUUCCCGGGCACGCCGGGCGGCAGCACCCCCCAGGACUUCGGGCGGAGGCCUCGCGCAGGGCCCGGUCGAGCUAGUUAAUAGCAUUGGGAUAUAGUCACUGUCAUGGUGCUGUUAACAGUUGACACCAUUGUAUUGUUUAACUUUGUGUUCUGUAUCUCCUCAGCCACAUAUCUUAAAUAUCUCGUUUGUCAUCCUAUGUGUAUGGUGGGGGCAGACUUUGCACUUACUGCGGUGCGACACGUGCACUUUACUUUCCCUCCAGCUGUCUGAGAUGAGAGCGCACACGCUUUUGCUCUGAGCUACAAUCAUGGCUUUUCAUGUUACUUACCAAGUGGUGUUUCUGGUUAGGAAUCACAGCUGUAAAAUUGAUUUCAGUUCAUUAUACUUCUUCAUGAUGUUGCCCCUAAAUUUUGCACACUAUAUUCUUGUAUAUUAUUUCAAAUAAAAUGGAAAAAAAAAA